Messenger RNA from Trichosurus vulpecula (common brushtail), 661 nucleotides. It is a transcript of the gene RFLNA, whose product is annotated as refilin A. Gene Ontology annotation, biological process: skeletal system morphogenesis; negative regulation of chondrocyte development; negative regulation of bone mineralization involved in bone maturation. The transcript has 3 exons. Bases 1 to 651 code for a protein of 216 amino acids. The record is from RefSeq and is a predicted model, not a curated record. Gene Ontology annotation, cellular component: actin filament bundle. NCBI's taxonomy places the organism in Eukaryota, Metazoa, Chordata, Mammalia, Diprotodontia, Phalangeridae. Gene Ontology annotation, molecular function: filamin binding.
AUGGUGGGCCACCUACACUUCCAGGGCAUGGAGGACAGCCUCAAAGAGAAGAGCCGGGAAGGCUUGUUGGACAGUCCCGACUCCGGGCUGCCCCCCAGCCCCAGCCCACCCUUCUACUCCCUGACUCCCGGGAUCGUGGACAGCCGUGCUGCAGGCAGCGGCGCUUCUGCUGAGUCCCCAGGAACCGGGCCCCAUGGGGACCCCCAGGAGACCAUCGUGGCUCCUCACCUCCUCCAGGACUCUUCUAUGCUGGAGAUGAGACCCAGGCUGCACCCGGUGUUUUUUGGGGAAAGCAUUGAAGUAAACCCCGAGCCCAUGCAGGAAAUUCGCUGCAACUCUGAGAUCAAAUACGACUCUGAAAAACACUACCGAGAUGACAUCUUCUACAUCCCCGUCCCCACUGUCACCUCCUACAGUGAGACCAUCAUCGCCACUCCCAAUUGCACAUGGCGGAACUACAAAACGAAGCUGACCUUCGAACCUCGCCAACGGGCCCUGCGUUUCCAGACCACCACCAUCAUCUUCCCCAAGCACCCUAAAAACACUUACCGCACCACCCUCCACUACAGCCUGGGCUGCCCCAAGCGGUGGUUUGCAUCCAGCGUCCAGCUGGAACUGUGUGAUGACCUCCCCUACCCUGAGGAGCUCUAGCCUGGCUCCU